Molecule: messenger RNA, 1197 nt
Organism: Ostrea edulis (European flat oyster)
Lineage: Eukaryota; Metazoa; Mollusca; Bivalvia; Ostreida; Ostreidae
Product: mitochondrial fission 1 protein-like
Exons: 5
Coding region: 122-583 (153 amino acids)
Biological process (GO): mitochondrial fission; autophagy of mitochondrion; peroxisome fission
Cellular component (GO): peroxisomal membrane; mitochondrial outer membrane
Molecular function (GO): protein binding
Source: RefSeq, a predicted model, not a curated record
GGAACUUCUUUUACUUUAUUAUAAAGGUAAGGUAAAAAAUUGAGGGGUUCCGAUAACCGAUGACGGCGACAGCCGAAUUUUCAGGGAAACAUAGCCUAUAUGAUAUUGCCAAGAUUUAUAGAUGUACAUAAUGGAAGCAAUUUUGACUGAAGUAGCUGAUUCAGCAGAUCUUAAGAAGUUUGAGUUGAUGUACAAUGACCAGCUUCGCCGGGGACAGGUGAGCGAGAAGGCCCAGUUUGAGUAUGCAUGGUGCCUAGUGAGAAGUAAAUACAUAGAAGACAUGAAGAAGGGAGUUGCUCUACUGGAAGAUUUAUUCAAGAAAGCGACGGAUGACAAUGCUCGCCGAGAUUACUUAUAUUACAUGUCUGUAGGAUACACCAGAAUAAAGGAGUAUCCACAGGCAUUGAAAUACAUCAAGGCUUUACUAAAAAUAGAACCUGGAAACCACCAGGCAUUGGAUUUACAGAAGUACAUCAACAACAAGAUGACCAAAGAGGGAAUAAUGGGUAUGGCGAUAGUGGGUGGAGCGGCCCUGGCACUCGGGGGAUUAGUGAGCCUUGGUAUAGCGCUGACUAAAAAGUGAUUUCUAAUGAAGGACCAGACUCUGUGAUGACUGUUGUUGUGGUAGUUACCAGUGAUUCAAUAAAUAUACAGAGUACCAGGUCCCCACAGAUUACAAGAGACUGGUUCAAUAUUAAUAUUAUGUAAAAGCUUGUCAUUUGACACUUGUACCUUAUCACUAGAAAUACUCCAACAUCGGGAGAAAAGGCUGUGGUAUUUAUUUGGUGGUUGACUGGUUUUGGCAUUAAGACGUUGUCAGAACAAAUGGUAAUGUAAGUACAUGUAUAAGGGAUUGCUGAAGUGAAAAUAGCAGUAAUACAAGUAUUGCGAUACUAUUUGUUCUGAUGAAACAGUCCAAGUCUGAAAGCAGACUGCCACCCAGUGAAUACCGCAGCAUUUUCUCUGGUGUUGGAUUUCUGCAUUUUCUAAUACAAAUUGUCCUUCGAUACAGAGCCUGUUGAAUACCUAUGAUACUGGCCUCUGGAAAUUUACCGCAAUUUUCAAUUUAUACUCUACAACAUUGAAUCCAGUCAAUUUAUUUAUUUACAUGUAUGUUAUGUUUAUUCAGUUAUUUUAAAAAUGGUGCUGAAAAUGAUGUACCAUUUGCCUAUAUUGUAAUAAAUUGAUUUGAUAAAA